This is a messenger RNA of Haliotis rufescens (red abalone), 1824 nucleotides long. Its product is annotated as extensin-like. The record is from RefSeq and is a predicted model, not a curated record. The coding region runs from base 1 to 1824 and encodes 607 amino acids. NCBI's taxonomy places the organism in Eukaryota, Metazoa, Mollusca, Gastropoda, Lepetellida, Haliotidae. The transcript has a single exon.
AUGCUAUUUAAUCAAACCCCCUGUCAUCAACAAUCCCCCUUCCCUCACCCCAACUCAACUAUCCUCCCAACUCAACUACCCCCUUCCCUAACCCCAGUCAACUACCCCCUUCCCUCACCCCAGUCAACUACCCCCUUCCCUCACCCGAGUCAUCUACCCCCUUCCCUCACCCCAACUCAAUUACCCCCCUUCCCUCACCCCAACUCAUCUACCCCCUUCCCUCACCCCAACUCAACUACCCCCUUCCCUCACCCCAACUCAACUACCCCCUUCCCUCACCCCAACUCAACUACCCCCUUCCCUCACCCCAGUCAACUACCCCCUUCCCUCACCCCAGUCAACUACCACCUUCCCUCGCCCCAGUCAACUACCUCCUUCCCUCACCCCAACUCAUCUACCCCCUUCCCUCACCCCAACUCAACUACCCCCUUCCCUCGCCCCAGUCAUCUACCCCCUUCCCUCACCCCAACUCAUCUACCCCCUUCCCUCAUCCCAGUCAUCUACCCCCUUCCCUCACCCCAACUCAUCUACCCCCUUCCCUCAUCCCAACUCAUCUACCCCCCUUCCCUCACCCAAACUCAAUUACCCCCUUCCCUCACCCCAACUCAUCUACCCCCUUCCCUCACCCCAACUCAUCUACCCCCUUCCCUCGCCCCAGUCAACUACCCCCUUCCCUCACCCCAACUCUACCCCCUUCCCUCACCCCAACUCAACUACCCCCUUCCCUCAUCCCAGUCAUCUACCCCCUUCCCUCACCCCAACUCAUCUACCCCCUUCCCUCGCCCCAGUCAACUACAACCUUCCCUCGCCCCAGUCAACUACAACCUUCCCUCACCCCAACUCAAUUACCCCCUUCCCUCACCCCAACUCAUCUACCCCCUUCCCUCACCCCAACUCAUCUACCCCCUUCCCUCGCCCCAGUCAACUACAACCUUCCCUCACCCCAACUCAACUACCCCCUUCCCUCACCCCAACUCAUCUACCCCCUUCCCUCGCCCCAGUCAACUACAACCUUCCCUCACCCCAACUCAUCUACCCCCUUCCCUCAUCCCAACUCAACUACCCCCUUCCCUCACCCCAACUCAACUACCCCCUUCCCUCACCCCAGUCAACUACAACCUUCCCUCACCCCAACUCAUCUACCCCCUUCCCUCGCCCCAGUCAACUACCCCCUUCCCUCACCCCAGUCAACUACCCCCUUCCCUCACCCCAGUCAUCUACCCCCUUCCCUCACCCCAACUCAACUACCCCCUUUCCUCUCCCCAACUCAACUACCCCCUUCCCUCACUCCAGUCAACUACCCCUUUUCCUCACCCCAGUCAUCUACCCCCUUCCCUCACCCCAGUCAACUACCCCCUUCCCUCACCCCAGUCAACUACCCCCUUCCCACACCCCAACUCAAUUACCCCCUUCCCUCACCCCAACUCAAUUACCCCCUUCCCUCACCCCAACUCAACUACCCCCUUCCCUCACCCCAACUCAACUACCCCCUUCCCUUACCCCAGUCAACUACCCCCUUCCCUCACCCCAGUCAACUACCCCCUUCCCUCACCCCAGUCAACUACCCCCUUCCCUCACCCCAACUCAACUACCCCUUUCCCUCAACCCAACUCAACUACCCCCUUCCCUCAUCCCAGUCAUCUACCCCCUUCCCACCCCAGUCAUCUACCCCCUUCCCUCACCCCAACUCAAUUACCCCCCUUCCCUCACCCCAACUCAAUUACCCCCCUUCCCUCACCCCAUCUCAACUACCCCCUUACCUCACCCCAGCCAACUAUCCCCCUUCCCCCAUCCAAGUCAACUAUCCCCCUUCCCACCCCCUAG